Messenger RNA from Neofelis nebulosa (Clouded leopard), 1311 nucleotides. RefSeq names its product galactose-1-phosphate uridylyltransferase (gene GALT). The record is from RefSeq and is a predicted model, not a curated record. Gene Ontology annotation, cellular component: cytoplasm. Bases 74 to 1213 code for a protein of 379 amino acids. Gene Ontology annotation, biological process: beta-D-galactose catabolic process via UDP-galactose, Leloir pathway. The transcript has 11 exons. Gene Ontology annotation, molecular function: zinc ion binding; UDP-glucose:hexose-1-phosphate uridylyltransferase activity. NCBI's taxonomy places the organism in Eukaryota, Metazoa, Chordata, Mammalia, Carnivora, Felidae.
GGGCAUACCCAGAGGGUGGGAAGAGUCCGCGCUGCUGACUUUUCAGACGAAUUCCACACCCGCAAGUGGUCUGAUGUCGCGCAGCGGAUCAGUUCCUGAGCAGCGCCAGCAGGCGUCGGAGGCGGACGCCACGGCCACAGCCUUCCGGGCGAGCGAACAUCAGCAUAUCCGCUGUAACCCACUACAAGAUGAGUGGGUGCUGGUGUCAGCUCACCGCAUGAAGCGGCCCUGGCAGGGGCAAGUAGAGCCCCCGCUCUUGAAGACAGUUCCCCGCCACGACCCCCACAACCCUCUGUGUCCCGGGGCCACACGGGCCAAUGGAGAGGUGAAUCCCUACUAUGAUGGCACCUUCCUGUUUGACAACGACUUCCCAGCUCUGCAGCCUGAUGCCCCCAGUCCAGGACCCAGUGAUCAUCCCCUUUUCCAAGCAGAGGCUGCUCGAGGAGUUUGUAAGGUCAUGUGCUUCCACCCCUGGUCGGAUGUAACACUGCCACUCAUGUCAGUCCCUGAGAUCCGCACUGUCGUCGAUGCCUGGGCCUCAGUGACAGAGGAGCUGGGUGCCCAGUACCCUUGGGUGCAGAUCUUUGAAAACAAAGGGGCCAUGAUGGGCUGUUCCAACCCCCACCCCCACUGUCAGGUGUGGGCCAGUAGUUUCCUGCCAGAUAUUGCCCAGCGUGAGGAGCGAUCUCAGCGGGCCUAUCAAAGUCAGCAUGGAGAGCCCCUGCUUAUGGAGUAUGGCCACCAGGAGCUGCUCAGAAGGGAACGUCUGGUCUUAACCAGUGAGCACUGGUUAGUAUUGGUCCCCUUUUGGGCAGUGUGGCCCUUCCAGACACUGCUGCUGCCCCGUAGGCAUGUGCGGCGUCUGCCUGAGCUGACCCCUGCUGAGCGUGAUGAUCUAGCCUCCAUCAUGAAGAAGCUCUUAACCAAGUAUGACAACCUAUUUGAGACAUCCUUUCCCUACUCCAUGGGCUGGCACGGUGCUCCCACAGGAUCAGAGGCUGGAGCCAAUUGGGACCAUUGGCAGUUGCAUGCUCAUUACUACCCUCCACUCCUGCGCUCUGCCACCAUCCGGAAAUUCAUGGUUGGCUAUGAAAUGCUUGCCCAGGCACAGAGGGACCUCACCCCUGAGCAGGCUGCAGAGAGACUAAGGAUGCUUCCUGAGGUUCAUUACUGCCUGGGGCAGAAGGACAGGGAGACAGCAACCAUCGCCUGACCACGCUGACCACAGGGCCUUCUGCUUGAGGGAACCAGGGCCUAGGGUUUGGGAAGAUGUGGGAUCAAUAAAACUAAACUGUGUUUCUCAAACUUUAA